AUCCAAACAGAACCCUACUGCGUUCUCAACCUGUAAGCUCCACGGAGACCCGUAAAACCAGACUCCGCCCCGAAAGCUUUUCCCCUAGCAGGCUAGCACAGUCCUAUUCGUUUUCUCUUUCUCUGUCUCCUUCACACGAAUCAAAGGGGAAGGAAUGGGCACCCAAAUGCCUACGAGCAGUGAUCGUACAAGGACAAAUUGGACGCCAGAAAUGGAACGCUAUUUUAUUGAUCUUUUGUUAGAUCAAGUGCAUAGGGGGAAUAGGAUGGGCCAUACAUUCAACAAACAAGCUUGGACUGAUAUGCUGACAAUGUUCAAUGCGUAUUUUGGAUCUCCAUAUGAUGAAAAGGUCUUGAAAAGUCAUUACACUAAUUUGUGGACGCAAUUCAACGAUAUAAAGAAUCUUCUUGAUCAGAAUGGAUUCUCCUGGGAUGAUACUAAACAAAUGGUCGUAGCCAGUCAUCCUGUUUGGGAUGCCUACAUCAAGAUGCAGGCUCAUCCAGAGUCACAGUCCUACAGAAAUAAAGCCUUGAUGAACUUCAAUGAUUUGUGCUUGAUAUAUGCACACACAGCAGCAGAUGGAAGAUACAGCCGAUCAAGUCAUGAUGUAGACUUUGACGAUGACAUUCAAGCAGUGAAUAUUGGUCUUGGAAUGAAUAGCCUUGCCCCUGCAAGUAAAGAGCAUUCAAAUAAAGACUGGACGCUAGCCAAAGACCGUUGCUUUGUCAAGCUUAUGCUGGCCCAACUUAGAAAAGGCAACAAGGUCCGUAAUACAUUCAAAAAACAAGCAUGGCAAGAUAUGCUCACCUUGUUCAAUGGAAAAUUUGGUUCUACAUACAGCAAAAGUUUCUUAAAACACCGUUAUAAGAAAUUAUUAAGGUACUAUACUGAUAUGAAGAGUCUGCUUGAGGUAAAAGGAUUUUCUUGGGAUGAAAAGCAACAAAAGAUAGCAGCAGCCAGUUAUGUCUGGGAUAAUUACAUCAAGGCACACCCAGAUGCACGUCAAUAUAAGAAGAAGACCUUGCUAAACUAUAGAGAUUUGGAAUUGAUAUUUGGAAAUGGAGUCAGCAAUGGGCAUUGCAGUCAUUUGCAGCGAGGGAAAAACUUUGAAGAUGACAUCAUACAGAUUAAGACUGGUGAAGAAAGGAGGGAGCAUUCCUCUGCUGGUAAUGAAUCUCUGAAAAUGAGCUGGACAUCACCAAUGGAUCGUUACCUCAUUGAAUUGUUACAAGACCAGGUGCUUAGAGGGAAUAAAAUUGGUCAUGGAUUUGUAGCUGAGGCUUGGAUUGAAAUGGUCAGAUUGUUCAAUGUGAAAUUUGGAACUCGCUAUGACAAAGAUCUUCUGAAGAAUAGAUACAGAUAUUUGAGGCAGCAAUAUAAUGACAUCAAGGUUCUUCUUGAACAGAGUGGGUUUUCUUGGGAUGAAACAGGAGAAAUGGUAAUUGCUGAGGAUUAUGUCUGGGAUUCGUAUACCAAGGUGCAUCCCAAUGCUCUGUCUUAUAGAGAUAAAUCUGUCCCAAGCUAUCACAAAUUAUGUGUUAUAUAUGGUGAAGAAGUUUCUAAUGGAAGAUACAGCAUUUCGGUAUGCAGUGCAGACCUUGACAGUGAAGACCGUGAUUUGAUGAUUGGAGAGGACAUCCAAGGAUGUGAAGACAGUGAUUGUUCAAGAACAGACUGGACACCCUCAAUGGACCGUUAUCUCAUUGAUGUUAUGCUAGAGGAAGUGCGUAAGGGGAAGAAGAUCGAUCUCAUUUCCAACAAUCAAGCAUGUAUAGAUAUGCUUAUGUUGUUCAAGGACAGAUUCGCUCUACAACAUGACAAAGAUUUUCUGAAGAGUCAUUAUAGAAGCUUGGAAAAGCAGUACUACGAUAUGAAAAUUCUUCUGGACCAUAGAGGGUUUUCAUGGGAUGAAACACGGCAAAUGGUCACAGCUUUUGAUGAUGUUUGGGAUGCUUAUUUAAAGGAAAACCCAGAUGCAAAAUCAUACAGAACCAAGUCAAAGCCAAAUUACAAUGAUUUGAGCUUGAUUUAUGGAAAUCCAGCUUCUUAUGGAGGGUGUAACCAAGCAGGUCGGGAUUUUGGCUGUAAUGGUGUUGGCCCCAGACUUAACAAUAGCAAUCAGUGGAGAACUGAUUGGACACCUUCGAUGGACCGAUAUUUUAUUAAUCUAAUGUUAGAGCAAGUUCGCGACGGAAGUAUGGUUUAUCAUAAAUUUGACAAACUAGCCUGGAGUGACAUGGUUGCAAAGUUUAGUGCAGAAUUUGGGUCUCAGCAUGACAAAGAUGUCCUGAAAAGUCGUUUUAUGAAUUUGAGGAAGCGAUUCAAUGACAUGAAAACUCUACUUGACCUGAGUGGAUUUGCUUGGGAUGAAAUGCAGCAGAUGAUAACUGCUGAAGAGGAUCUCUGGGAUUCUUAUGUCAAGGAACACCCUGAUGCACGAACAUACCGUAAUAGAACUCUCCCGAAUUUCAAUGAUUUGUUUUUGAUAUACGGGAAUGGCAAAUUUGGCAAAAGGAAAAAUUACUCAAGUCACACUAUGGAUGCUGAGGACUAUAAGCAGGGAGUAAAUAUUGUUGUAGGUGAAGAGGAUGACCAAUCCCCUGUUAAUAGUGAGCCUCUGAAGAUUAACUGGACAAGGCAAAUGGAUCAGUAUUUUAUUGACCUUAUGUUAGAGCAGCUGCACAGAGGGAAUAAGAUUGGUCAUACAUACAAUGAGCAAGCUUGGACUUGGAUGAUUGCAUCAUUCAAUAAAAAAUUCGGACUUUUUUGUGACAAAGAUGUAUUACAAGAUCGGCAUUUGAGCUUGAUGAAAGUGUAUACGGAUGUCAUGGAUCUCCUCAAUUGGAAUGGCUUUGCUUGGGAUGGAAGUUACCAAAUGGUGACAGCUGAUGAUGAAGUUUGGGAAGCUUAUAUCAAGGAGCAUCCAGAUGCAAUUUCAUACAAAGACAGAAUCUUAGAUGGUUACUGUGAUUUGUGCUUGAUUUUUGGUAAUGAAUGCAAGAAUGGUAGAUCAAGUUGUUUCGACAUGAAAAUGGAAGUCAAUAAUAAUACCAGUGGGAUGGAGAUUGAUGGCAUCUUUGGAGAUAUGCAAUCUCCAGCUAGGGAGUCUCAUAAGAGAAAAAAGCGGAAAUCUGCAACUUUGUCAACCUCAUCAUGCACAAAAAAAUUUCAAAGAAUCAUCAAGGAGGAGACACAAGAAGCAGUUGAGGAUAAGCCAUGUGUAGUCAAAGCAUUCGUGGGAAGUGAAGAGGACAAGGAUUACAGCUCAAUAGAAUGUAUUGUUGCAGCACUUCAAACUGUUCCAGACAUGGAUGACGGCCUCUUUUUGGAGGCUUGUGAACUCUUAGAAGAUGAGAGAAAGGCCAAGAUGUUCGUCGCCAUGGAUGUCACAGCGCGGAAGAAGUGGUUACUCAAAAAGCUUCGAUGGUAGCCGAUUUGGGUUUUGUUAGUAUUAGAAUUUUGGUACGCUUUUGAAGUCUCGUGUAUGUAAAUAAGAUCAAAUAUUAAUGUAAAGGCUUUAUUAUUAUUAUUAUUAUUAUUAUUUUUUAAUGUAAU
Corylus avellana is the source of this 3555-nucleotide messenger RNA. The record is from RefSeq and is a predicted model, not a curated record. Lineage: Eukaryota; Viridiplantae; Streptophyta; Magnoliopsida; Fagales; Betulaceae.